This is a messenger RNA of Podarcis lilfordi (Lilford's wall lizard), 12962 nucleotides long. The record is from the annotation of a GenBank genome assembly. Lineage: Eukaryota; Metazoa; Chordata; Lepidosauria; Squamata; Lacertidae.
AUGAACCUGCAAGGGCUGACCCGCGGGGUGUCCUUCUAUCUGGAGAGCCGCGUCCGGGAGGGGCUGCUGGCUUCCGGCGUCGGGUGGUCCCUGGUGCUGUGCUUCGGGGCCGCUUACGCCUGCUAUUACCUCAGCAGCAUCGCCAAGGUAGGGGGGCUUCUCGCGUCCCUGGGGAAGCGGGCCCGACCCCGGCCAAUGGAGGAGGGAGCCGCAGGAAGCGGAAAAGGCCAGCCGAGGUCAGCGCCAGGCUAAGCUCAUCUUUGAAAUAAGCAGGGCUAUUGUCCUUGGCUCGCCUCGGGUGCAGAGGCGGCGGAGGGAGGCGGCGGAGGGAGCCUUUGCAGCGCGCGGCGAUGGCUGCUGGGCUAGUUUGAGGGGCGGCGGGGGGGUCCUCUUUUCGUUUUCAUUGUGAAGGAGUGAAAUGCAGGUCAUUUUGACUUUGAGUUCCCUGCUGGCUGGGCAACCUGGUGCUUUGGAAUUGCGCAGCGCAUAUUGCAGGUGAAAAGCAAGGUGGAAGGGAACAAAAUGUGAAAUCUCAAACCUAGGGUAAAACAUGUAGAAUUAUAUGCACUAUUUUAUACAAACAAUCACACUUUACAUGAGGAGUUGACGUCUCCUUCAGGAUGUGUAUAGUUUUACUUUUGCCUCCUAAGAAGAACCCAGCUGGAGCAGACAGACCAGAGCUCUAGCUAGUUAGGGACCUUGUUUUGCCAACCCAGUGCCUCAGGGAACCUCCAUUCUCAGGGCAGGAAGGCAGUAGCUCCUCUCCUCUUCUUGUUCCUCGGCAAGGAAUACUCAGAGGUAUUCUGUCUUUGAACCUGUGGGUUGUAUCUGUAUGCUUCAUGACUAGUAGACAUUGAUAGACCUAUCCUUUCACAACACCUCAAAUAGUUUGUGUAAAAGUACAUUUCAUGGUGACAAAUUCAUGAGUCGUACAGGCGUUUUUCAGGAUUCACAAUUCAGCUGAGUGCAGCAAAAGGCUGUCAGCGUAGAAAACUACACUGGCAGAAAAUGGCAAGUGGGCUAUUUGAACCCAUACGGGCAGUGUGUUUCCAGGCUGAAGCCCCAGAAAAGAUCCUCUCUCUCUCAUUGCCACAUUCUAGAUCAGAGCCCCAAACUGUGGCUUGAGCUUUACCCAAGUGGCCCACAACAUGUCUGUAAUAAUACAAUUGGUGGGAUGGGUUUCUAUAUAAUUAGGAAGUGAUGAAGGGACGUGUAAAGUGAGGCUGUAGUAAAUUAGGAAGAACGUUCUGUGAAAAUAAGUUGUUAGGAAGAACCUGAAGGAGGGGAAUAGCUUGAGCAAAGAAUGGAUCUUGCUCCACCAAAGCCAUGAAUAAAUGUAAGACUGCAGUAUGAUGUUCACUUACCCAGGAGCAAGUCACAUUGAACACAGUGCCAACACACUUGCCUUUUUCUCGCUUUAGAAACCUCAGCUGGUGACUGGCAGCAAAGGCUUAUCCUGUUUCCUACAGGACCAUUGCCCUGUGGUGACAGAAACAUACUAUCCCACUGUGUGGUGCUGGGAGGGCCGUAUUCAGACUCUCCUUCGCCCUUUCAUCACAUCUCGACCAUCUGUGCAAUACCGGAAGUAAGUGCCUCUGUCCUUCGAAACCUUUCUUCUGUGAAUUAUUUAUGAAGGUUCAAUCAUAUUCUUUAUAGAUUGGUUCUGUACUGUUACCUCUAACAUAAGAUCUUAGUGUGGUGUACUGUGCUACGUUAGGCCCCUUCAGGAGUUGCCUUCCACAUGUGUUGGGUGGAAGGUCAGCUUGAAGGGGGAAACCUAUGCACAUUUAGCUGAAUGUGCACAGUCAGGAUUCACAAUCGCACAGGUUCCACAUUGCAUAGACGAGCCUGUAUGCAUUCAGCCAAAAUGCCCAUGGGGGUGCAUGGAAGUCUGAGGGCAGAGCUGGUACAAGUGGAGUCAUUGGGAUGGGGACGGCGCAUAUUGCCCUGCCCCACCCCUCUUCACACCAUUAUGGAACAUGUGGAAGGUAACUUCUGAAGGAGCAAGUGUAUUCAUACAUAUAUGAGAACUGGCCACACUUCUGAGCAUCACAUGUUAUUGUAGCUAGUGUCUUUGAGGCACUUCCAGUAUCCUGAAGAGCUAGGCUGUAUGCACAUGACAAACCUCUGGGCUCGGAAAAGGCACCAGACUGGUGGAAGGCCGUCUAUUUUCUAAGGAUCCUUGAGAAUUUGCUGUAUUUCCAGUUAAGUGGGAAGUUUUACUUUCUAUUUAAGGGGUCUCUGAUAUUUAUUUAGCAUGGGAAUAAAUGGCUCUUCCAUUGUUAACGGGGAUGUGGGUGCAAAAGAGCUAUGUAUCAAGAGCCCACUUGGCAACAGAAGUUUUUCCCACACACUUAGGUCAUACAGUAUUCUGUUGGAGAAAGCAGACCUAAAACUGGCUACUAAGUUUCCUUUUCAGAGCUUUUGCACUUAAGCAAAGUGGUCAGAUGUUUGCUCCUCAGUAGUGGUACACAGCAGCUGCUAGACAGAAGCAGCACAGAUGUUUUUAUUUUGGUAUCUUAGUCAUGUGUUUGCUCACACUGUUCUGCUUAUGCAGCAGUAAGUUUUUAGAACUGACUUAAUAGUUUCACCUUGGUUGCCCUUUUUCGCUACUGUACAUUAAAUUAAUGCAUAUAGAAAGAUGUUCAAUCAUUUUUUAAAGAAUUGCAGACAGAGAAGCAAAGCAGAUUUUUUUUUACCUCCCUCUCCAUCCCUAUAUGUGCUUACUCACCUUAGUCUAACCAAGGAGUCCACUUGAUGGACCUUGACCUGCAUGCGUGAACUGGAUGCACAUCCACAUGCAUGCCUGAAUGCAGAUGCUCUCUGUCUGCACUUCAUAGUUUUCAGCUGAAUGUGCAUUUGGAUUCAUGUUCUGGAGAGGGAAGCAUGUUUGAAAGUGCAUCUGAACGCAUCUUCCACAAAAAGCAGUGUUAUCCAGUUAGAGCACAUCUGAUUUAGACCUACUGUUCUUGAUCUAGCCAACGAUCUAUGCAUGGAAACCUGUUUCCUUGUGUGGAUUUGAUCAGGUUGGCUGACUCCAUGAGACCAGUUCUAAUGACAGCACAUGCAGUUUCAGGAAACCAGGAAGCACCUGCUGCUCUAACAGCUGCCACUGAUCCUCCUCACAACUUGAGAAGAAGAGCUUCAGCAGGUUUCCUGUGGAGACUGGGCUGUGAGAUUGUGCACCUUAAGGCAUGGGUUGAGGCUAACUCCUGACUUGAGCCAUUAUUGACAUUGCAAGGGGCAUUCCAUCCCACAGUUUAAAGGAUCUGGGAAAGAGAAUUGGGCUCUCAGCUGCAUAUUAUCCCGGACCAGUUCAUUCCCCAUUUUAAGACCCAAGCUGAAGGAAACAAGUAGCCAGCUGUGCCUUGUCUUCCAGCCAGCUGGUUGAGGCCUCAUGCCUGCCUGCUAUUUUCUGCUGCCAAUGUUUGGAGACAGCAUGAAAGCAGUGUGAAUUACAGCCCUGUCCUCCCCCCCCCCCCAUUUUUUAAAGCAACAACACAACUUUCUUGCAUACCUUGAGGAGUUGUCCUAAGGUGGGGCCUCUUUUUUCUCCCAUUCUCCUACUCACUGUGUCCACCCAUGAAACAUCUGAUUAAUGAAUGGGAGUGAAGGCGGUAGAGUGAUUUUUUUUCUUUAUUGUUGUUUUUGCAAAGCUAAUCAUUGUUGGUUUUUCCAGUGAGCUUAUUACAGCAACCGAUGGAGGGCAGAUUUCACUGGACUGGUUUGACAAUCAUGAUAGCAUUCAUUACCCAGAUUCCAGCACCAGACCCACUAUCCUCUUGCUGCCUGGCCUCACGGGAACUAGCAAGGAAUCCUACAUUCUCCAUAUGAUUCAGGAGAGCAAAACACUGGGCUACAGGUAAAAGCAGUUUGGCUUGCUAAUGUUUCUGUUUUAACCACUCGGAUUAAAUCUGCACAAGCGGGAAGCCACAAUCAUAUGUAGCGGGUAGAAGAGUAGCACAGACAGCGCUUGGAAACACUUUUUAUCCCUUUGUUGGCCCUGACUUUCCAUCCACCAGAUCUGCCACAGGCUCCUUUGGUAGCUGUCUCCGUGACCUACUUCCAGUCUCCACUACCACUACAGCAGACCAUCUCAAAGAUGGUUCCUGACGUGUUGGGAAACUUCAAUCAGGGAUCCAUGCAGACUUAGCUUGACUAGGGUAAAGAACUGGUGACUACCUUAGCAUAGUGGCAAAGAAUAUGAGCUGUGAAGUCCCUGGCUGAAAUCUGACCAUCCAUGAACUCUGUUAGUGGACCUAGGCAAGUUACUGUUACUUAGCUUCAGUCUGCCAACCCAUCGGCACUAAGAGCAUCAUAGUAAUAAUAAUGAACUGCUUGGCAAGGUUUACUGAGGUUAUGUAUGUGAAACUCUUAAGGAAAGGUUAACCAAUACCUCUGCUUGUGUAGUUCAGACACCCCAGAAACUAAAUGCAGGAAUGUGGAAGACAGGGCAGGAGUGUGUGUGUGUGUGUGUGUGUGCGCGCGCAUGUAUGUGCAGAGGGUGGUGUAUUCAUGUUGCCCUCAAUGGUCCAAGCUAUCACCACACAGGCAUAAGCUUUUGUGGAGGGAAGGAAUUGGUCUCAGAGGAUGUAAGCUCUGUGAUGCAUGUCCACCAAGCCAAAUCCAUCACAGUGAGAGAAAGGAAAGGGGAGAGGGAGAGAGAAAGGUUUCUUUCAGCAGUGAGGAGAACUUGCCCUUCUCCACCUGGGGAUGGGAAUUGUUUCAAAGGAUUGUUUCAGUAGAGGCAGAGACUAUUACAUCCCAAUUCCAUACCAACAUUCCUUUCAACAGUGAGGAAGCAUUGCUGUUUUACUCGCCCUCCCGCCACGUUAACACGCUCCCUGUUUAUAUGUCAUACGUUUGUGCAAAACAAGUGUGUAUGUUGAUGUCCCUGUUUUGAAUAAUUGGCAACUCUAUAUUUUUAAACUGGAGCAGCUUUGAAAUGUACGGAUCUUCACAUCCAAAGACACACAGGUUAACAGUUCUGGUAAACGGUGCUCUUCUGUUUUUUUAAAGGUGUGUGGUUUUAAACUAUCGAGGAAUUGCUGGUGAAAAUCUCUUGGUAAGAAUUGCUCUUAAAUUAAGUAAGAACACUGAGCAACCAUAAUGUUAGCAUAUAGCAUGGGUGCGAAUACCUGCAAGCAUGCAACACUUCAUAAGCAAUUUAUGGUUAAUUCCAUCUUUGGGAGGGUUUGUUCCUCAUUGACAAUUGUGCCUCUUUAUCUCAUACAACGCAAAGAUAAGAAAAUAAAGCAGUAAGUAAAUGUCAUGUGAAUAAGGAAUCUACAUCAUUCAUUCAUUCAUUCAUUAAAUUAAUCAGUAAUUUUUCAUGUUUUAAUUGCGUUUAAUUAAUCUACUAAAUGAUUUACCUACAUAGAAAUUUCUCUAACUUGGAAAACAAAAUAAGGGCUUCCAGAUUUGUAGAUUCAAUUGAAACAUUACUGGAGGUUUGUGCAGCGAACCCCCAUAAGGAGGCAUGGACAGCUGCCAAAGGAGACACUAGUUCCAGGCUGGUGCUUUGCGAGAGUCUUGACAGGAGGAGGAAGUGGAACGUAGAAGCGCUUCUACCUAUCACUUACUGCAGUAGAUGGUGUUGAGUUGUAAGGCCUGGUGGUUGUCAUGCUGGGGGCAAGAUGAGGCUAGUGUCAAGGUCUGGCAUGUUCAGGCAGCUGCCAGGCUUCAGAUCUAUGCUGAAAAAGGCCCAAAGUUUAUCCCUGACCUUGCCACUCUGUGGCCACUCUUCUUGCUCGCUACACAGAAGGAGAGGAUAGAAGCUGCUCCUUGUCACUUUCUCUUGUUGCUUGAUUGCUUGCCUAAAUGGUGAUGGUAGGAAAGAGGAGGAGGAGCUACUGCUGUUGCUUGCUUUCUCUCCUCAAGGCAGCCGUACGGAGGGCCAGUCCGCACAUUCUUGCUUCCAUCGCUCCUCACUCACUCACACACCCAAAGUGUGCAAGUAGUGAUGACAACAGGGAGCAGCUCCUUGGUCACUGUUGGUGACGAAUGGGCCAGUGGACCCAAUCCCACUUCUGCCCAGAGGGGGAGAGGGCAGGUGGGUGAACAAACAGAGACUGCUGCUCCUCACUAUGGCCUACAUGUUCACUUACCCAUUGGCUCUCUAGACAAUCAAGCAGGAUGUCAAGAGAUGAGAUACUCACUCAAGCGUAAGGAGAAGCUCAUCAAAGGCAACUUUUGCAGCACCCCAAAACCUAAACCCAGCUCUGGAAGUAGGUUUGAAGGCAACAUGUGGAGAUGCAGAAGCAGCCUUCCCUACUUGUUCGGAUCAGUGACCAAACAAUUUUAGGGUUUGCGAGGAUUUAAGGUACCCUAUAAGCCCACACGGUCCUUCUGCCUUCCUUCAUUUAAUCUGCCUCCCCAGAAGGUGUGGAGAUGCACAUUCAGUGCAUCCUUCCUAUCUCUGCAAGCUACAAGGUGCUGUGGGCUGAGGUUGUAGAGUGGGAUGAUAAAAGGGUCAAGCUCACGUACCAUUGCUGCUCCAUAUACUUUUUGAAAGAUGUCUCUUUUACUACCACUUCAGAUUUAUGUAUUUUUGUGUUUUCAUACAAUAAACCCACAACUUAUGUGGGGGUUAUGUUCUGGGGAUCGCGCCUAAAGCCAAAAUUGUGUCUAGUCCAAACCCAUUGGGUUCAAUGGUGGGUGAGAUUGCCAAAGUCAUUCCCCCCAGAACUCCUUUUCCAUCCCUUUUUUGCCACGUGUGUAAAGCUGAAUGUGCACAAGUUAAAUACACUUAAGAUGUGGGCUUAAUAUACUGUAAACAGCCCUGUGAUUCUCAGAUGAAGAGUGGUAUAGCAAUUUAAUAAAUAAAGUGAAAUAAAUUAAUUUAUCUUUUCUCCAGUAGCAACUAAGAAGAUGGAGGAGUUUCCCCCCAAAAAAUGAGGAGUCAGUGAGAAGUUAUAUAAAUGAUUAAGGUCUUGGUCUUGUCAUAUAACAGCUGUUGCCAGCCUCUGGAGAGGAUUUUUGCAUGUGAAACACAGUGUACAGUUUUACACAUUUAACAUGCUGGUUUCAAAGUAUGAAUAAUACAUUCUCAUAAUGAAAGAAAUGUGAGAAUCCAUUUUCAGCAUACGUACCUCUGGAGAUGAAUGUACAAAGCAGUUUUGUGGCACACCAAGCCCUUUUUGAUUAUAUUUCAGAUGAAGUGAAAAGAUCUUUUGUUUAGCUGUACUUUGUGAAAUGCCGUGUAAUCGGCUUUGCCUGUUUAAGCAAUAAAAGGCUGUUUUCCCCUAUAAACAGCUGCAGUUGUAACUCGUCCAGUGUAGAAUUUUUAGCAUAAUGAUAUAAAAUCCAGUCAUAAUGGUUCUGAAGUGAUAAACAAGAAAUGAGUUAAGACAAGCACAGGCACAUGCAAGUAAGUUAUCUUAAUCCUCAGAGCACAAAUAAACUCCCUCAUUUUGGCAAACAAUGCAUUUUUAAAGAACUAAAUUGCAAAUAAAAUACCAGAAGAUUAAUGGUGCAAUGCUACACACAUUUACUCUGUCCAGUGUGGCUUGCUUCUAGUUAAGCAUGCAGAGGACUGUGGCUUAAGGCACACUUUCCUAGUGAUCAACCCCAUUUAACCAAGUGGAAAUUCUGGGGUAACAUGCUUAGAAUUGCACUGCAUAUUGUCAAGCAAAGUAAGAGAUUUUUUUCCCAAUUAAAUAAUUUAAAGGAAGCUGAAAUUUUAAUGUUUCUGCUACCUGGGAGUUUAGCUUGUAGAAGAAAACAGCAGUGCAAUCAUAUACAUGUGUACUCAGAAGUAAGCCUUGCUGUUUUAUUAAUGUCAUCCGGCGGGCAAAACUCCCAUUGAGUUCAGUAAGUGAGUAUUAAAUUGCAAGUGUAGAGUUCAGCCUAAAACAUCUAAUGGGACCAGUCUGAAGAGUCAUUGCAUUGAAAAAUCAAGGUUUCUCCCUUUUACUCAGGAGUCAGAGGCUGUUCUGCGCACACAUCUGAACUGAGCACAGUUCCCUUUUAGAUAGAAUGUAUGUGAACUACCCUUAAAAAGAAAAUGCUAUGCCGAUGUAUUCCAAAUUUUGUUGAUUUUGUAGCUCAUCUUGUAAUGGACUGUGAUGGAUGGAGUCAGAGGGAAAAGAAGGCGGAGCAACGGAGACAACAUCAAGUGGCCAUGGUUUUAACCCAUCAAAUGCCAAUUAUUAGCUGUAGGUCUUCAUUUCAAUUUUCAGCUAAGCUGUGGACUCACUGCUUAGGCUUGAGUGUCCCAACCCAGCAUUUGCUGAACUAAAGAGGAAGAGGCAGUUAAUCAGCCCUGAAUCUGCAUAUUAUCCACCUGCAUGCACCUCUCCUAUUGGCUUCGCCUCAGCUUGACUCAUUUUUUUUUUCAGACAGAACCCAAAAAUUAAACACUUCUGGCAUUUAUAGGGGAGAAUUUGUGAGUGUGGAAAGGGUAUCCAUGCUCCAUUUCCCCCGGAUGUUCAAGUGCCUCCUGUAGGGUAUGGAAGCCUGUGUUUCCCUCUUAAUGUCUAAGCUCUAAAUUCUUUUUCAUGAAAACACAGCAUAAUAAACUUGCUUGCCUUUCAGAUGCCACAAGAUUCUUUGUUAUUUUAGGAUCUAAUACCUCUUAAGCUUCACCCCGCCAUCUGCAUAGUAAGAAUAAUAGUGCUGGCUUGCUUUAAAAGUUUGCUUAGAGAGGACUGUUUGCAAUAUUUUGAGCUUUAAAGAAAAAAAGCACAUUGUUUAAAUAUUAAAUCAUGUUAUAUGACCAUUAUAAUAAGUCAUCAUGGGAUACCAAGCAGUAGGAGUCAGCACCCUUACAACUUCAUUGUUCCACAGGACAAGUGGGGCAGGUCUAUGCUACCUUGCUAUGGCAGCAGCAAUCCAGCUGAAAGCUUUUAUUGGUUUAUCCUAGGUUGUGGUACAAAGUGCCUUUAGGAAGUGGUACAGAUGAGUUACCCACAUUCUCCUUUUCUGUACAGUUCCGCACUGUGCAAGAACUUUGUGCACAAUGGUUUUAGUGAAGAUGGCUCUUGCCAGUGUUGCUAUGCUUCUGUACGCUGUUACGGUACUCUCAAUCAACUUGGACACCAGUGCAACAGUUAUUGCAUCUAACUGUGUGCACUGAUUUGUAACUGGGCUCCUAAGCCUAAUUACAAAUAUACAUCUUUUGUAGAAUACAUUUCCUUAACAUAUUGUGAGCUUAGUAGGAUUUAAUUGCUUUGCAAAAGUUAUAGUGUAACGGGAAGAGGGAGUUUGUAAAAUUUUAGUAGUGCUGCUAUUAAUACUAAAAGUGAAUGCACUUGAAAUCUUACCUCAUUGAAUAUCAUAACUUCUAAAAAUGUCAUUGGCACUUGUGUUAAUCUUUUUGUAUUAUAUUGCUGUGUCAACCAACCUGGUGCUGUGUUGGCCUUGGCUGAAAGGCAAAACAAGUGUUUAUUGUCCUCUUUCCCACUUUUGGUUUCUUACAGACCCCAAGGACUUACUGUGCUGCUAAUACAGAGGAUUUGGAAACCGUUGUUCAUUAUGUACACAACUUGUACUCCUCAGCUCCGUUGAUGGCAGCAGGUGUUUCUAUGGGAGGGUAAGUAUUUAUGCAACAUAAAUCCCAGUAGUGUAACUCUGUGGUCAUUAGAAACCAAUUUGCAAAGGCCCUCAAUAAAGAUUCUGCAUACACAGCACAGACUCCAUGGGAAAUGUACUACGUCUAAUUUUCCAUCAUGUUUCUACUUCUUCUUGAAAGAAAGUUUUACAGGGGAAGAGUGAUUUUUCUCACUGAACCUUCCACAUGAUAUGCUUUUGUUUACCAUAAUCACUUACAAGUUUAUUUGCUGGAACUGAUGGUAACUCUCAGAAAACAAGUGACAAUAAUUGGCAUACAUGACUAGUGGGAGCUAUGUUUGAACAUUUAAGCAGCAUUUUAUUUAUAAACCUCAGACCUGAAUUAAAGGCAUCUGCAGGAUAGUAAUCAGUAUUUUAUUAUUAUAUACAUCUUGUGUGAUUGUAGGAUAUGAUUAAUAUAAUUAAUGUAACCAGUCUUCAGAAUUGUGGGAUGCGACCUACGUCUUUUGAUACCAUUUAUUGUUUUGGGCCAGUCACAUUCCUUCUUGUUUGGGUUUGAUUAUGGCAGUUGGCUUACAAGUCAUUAUCAUAGGCUUGUAGUACCAUGAGGGAGAGAUGCUUUGCUGCUUACCUGAGGCAGUCAGCUCUGUGUAACUGUUUAUAUUCCUUAGGGAUUUGGUUAUUGUUAGUAGGAGACUUCUAAGACAUAAACACAUAAUCAAAAACCUUGUACACUAGUCUGUUUGUUUAUUAAAGAAUUUGUAUAAAAUUGUAUAAAAGAUUUGUAUAAAAGGGAGGCAGCAAAUAAAUGUUUUCUUCCCCUACAUUUUUAUCUGUUUUAUUGUGCAUAUGAACCAUCAGCUGUAAACUGGAACACAUUUAUCCUUACCCAGACUUUGUCGUUCUUCAAAAGAGCGGCACCAGGCCAGCUAACACUAAAAACUUUUACAAGACCUUUUCAGACAUCAUAGGGAAGCAAAAAUGUUUGCCACAUACAGUCUAUAUUGUAUACACAACCUUACACAUAAAAUGGCCCCAGAGGAAUGACAAAAAUUGCUGCUGCUGAUACUAAUAUGUUAGUCUCGCAGAAGCAACAAAAAAACAAACCCUGAUUGGCUGUGAUCUAUCUUUUGCCUGUAGAAUGGGCUGUCCUUCCCGUUCCUUUACACUGUAACCCCAGUGCCUUUGAAAAAUUGAUCCUGAGGUGGUGGAGAUAUUGGGGAUAGUGUGGAGUAUAGUGUUAAGUUGUGGGUGAACAUAUCAGAUGACACAGCGAUUCUUCAAACAGCUCUUCUUUAUUCAGAGGCCAGAACAGAACUGAGCUGAAGGAAUCAGUCAGCCUGCUUAUAUAGAGCUCCAGUACACAUAAUUGUAACAAUUUUCUAAAACUAUCCAAUCACUGAACGUCACAUUCGAUCCUUCAUUUGCAUAACUAUCUACAGUAUCCCCCUGCUGGCCCAGGGUAAGAACUUCAGUACAUAACAUACAGUGUGGCAAACUAUGGGAGGAGCAGGAAGUAGGCAGAAAUUGCAUCUCCAUUUGCAUGAGUUUUUUUCCAUAGGUCCCUACUUGUGGGAAUAAUAUUGUUGACUACCAAGCAGAGUUUGGGCAAGAAAUACUGCAAUAAUAUAUCCAAAGCACUCAGGGAAAAACACACAUACGCUAAUACCCACGACAGCUUUCUUCAGAUUGAGUCAGAUAUCAAUCCAGUGAGUUCAGGUAAACUUUUCAUUUAGUUGGUUGAAAGUUUCAAGGUUAUUAUCCUUAUCAUAAUCCAUGAUGGAAGCAUAUUAAAAUGUUUGGCCCCACAAUGCCAUGCACAUGAUGGCUAGUAUUGCCUUGACUAGUUUCAGCGCUUCAUCUCCUACUACAAAUGUUUAGGACUGAGGUAUUUUCAUUUGUGAUUUCUUCUUUUUACCUAUUUGUUUAUCUCUUGUUUGUAGCAUGCUCCUUUUAAAUUAUUUGGGCAAAACUGGCAGAGAAACACCACUGAAGGCAGCUGCAAUUUUUUCAGCAGGAUGGAAUGUUUUUGAAUCUGCAGACUCACUGGAAAAGCCAGUGAACUGGCUUCUCUUUAAUUACUACUUAACCAGCUGUCUACAAUCUUCAAUUAUUAGGUGAGUCAACCUCACAUCCAUUGUGAAAGACCAUAAUAUAUUAGUAUGAAAUUCAGGUUCAUUGCCAGUCAUGUCAAAUAUGUUAUGGUGUGUUGAAGGAAGCAGUACCCAAGCGAAAGCUGUCAUCUCCGGCUAUUUUUGCUCAUGUGGUUACUCUCGGAUCUCUAUUUAUUUUACAGACAUCGGGAAAUGUUUGAUAAGCUGUUCAAUAUGAACCUUGUCAUGAAGGUAUGAGGGUUAGCUAUUUGUAUUUCACUUCAUGUUUUUAUUUUUACUAACACUUACAUAAAUCCUUUACUUGAAUUCUGUACUUCAGGCUAAGACCAUUAGGGAAUUUGAUAAGCAGUUCACCUCAGUCAUGUUUGGCUACCCUACAAUUGAGGAUUACUAUGCAGAUGCUAGUCCAUGCCGUAGACUGAAGAGAAUUGGAAUUCCAGUGUUGUGCUUAAAUGCUAUGGAUGAUGUCUUCUCACCAAAUCAUGGUAGGUUUUUCCCCCUUUUAAGAAGAUGCUGUUGGUUGACCUCAGCGAUUGAGUUGUGUCUGAAAUAGAAUGAGAAGUUAGUACAGAACUGGGUGUGCAGUGUUAUUUUCUUAUGGUGUUCCACUCAACGCACACGUUGCCAAAUAUUGCACCAAUAAAGGUAUAUAAUAAUAAUUAUUAUGGGCUGCUUACAGAAUAUCUAAAACCAUAAUAAAAACAUCAAGCCUUAAAAACCUCCCGAUACAGGGCUGCCUUCAGGUGUCUUCUAAAAGUUGUAUAAUUCUUUAUCUCCUUGACAUCUGAAGGGAGGGCGUCACUAGCGAAAAGGUCCUCUGACUUCAUAGUCAGAAAAAGAAGCCUUACGUAAAGCAUGUGUCAUAAUUCUUGAUUUUUUUUGUUACUGUGUAACAUCUCUGGGUGGCUCUAUUUUUAAUUAUGUAAAAUGAAAAUAUAACCUUUAGCAACCCAGAACCCCAGACUUUUGUACGUCAUAGCUCAGUUAAAACCUAUAUUGCCAAAACUGGUCUUCAUAAAAUUGAUCUUUUAAAGUUGCAUUCUGCUGACAGCAGAACUGCACUUCACCAAAAACAUUCAUUGUGUUAUAGACUGAAUGAUAGUUAUGAGAGAGAAAUGUUGGGAUGGGAGCUUAUACUUUGUUCCCUUUAUUUCUUUAGCCAUACCAGUAGAAAUUGCAAAACAAAAUCCUAAUGUGGCUUUGAUUCUUACUUCUUGUGGAGGCCAUAUUGGUUUUCUGGAAGGACUGUGGCCAAGAAGAUGCACAUACAUGGACAGAGUCUUCAGACAAUUUGUUCAAGCUAUGUUUGAGCACGGAAGCAAAAUCCUUAACAUAUAG